Messenger RNA from Sitodiplosis mosellana (orange wheat blossom midge), 550 nucleotides. RefSeq lists its product as uncharacterized. The record is from RefSeq and is a predicted model, not a curated record. The coding region runs from base 304 to 528 and encodes 74 amino acids. Lineage: Eukaryota; Metazoa; Arthropoda; Insecta; Diptera; Cecidomyiidae. The transcript has 4 exons.
CCCACACCAAAACGAAUACUCCAGAAACAGUUAUGAAAUCGAAAAGCACUUUCACUUUGUUUGUCUUUCUUUGUGUAUGUAUCGCAUACAAGAAGUUCAGCUCCAGCCAAGCUCAACGCAAUCAAUGUAACCGCAGCGAAUGUGAAUGAUAAAUUUGUUUAGCGUGCAGUGUGAUCACGUAAACAUCAAAUUACAAAUAGAAAGUAGCAACCGUUAAUUCGAACAACUUUUUUUUAUCGAAAUUUCCGGAACCAAAAAACAAUUCCGUUGAAGAAAAGUGAAUAAUCUAGGAAAAUUUUCAAAAUGUUGAAAAGAGCUUUAUACGCCUUUGUUAUUUUGUGCAUGUUUGGACUACCAUCAAUAAUAGCAUCAGUUCAGCCCCGUGCACCCAAUUUCCAAUACUUUGAACGGCCAAAGUAUCGUUAUCCAUACUAUGAUGAAAAUGGUCGAGGUAAACUACUCUAUGGAUACGGUGGACCAGAGCUUUAUCAAUACAGAAGCUAUUCACCAUUAGAGGGAAUCCACUAACACAACUGACUCAAAUUUUAAA